GUAAGCGCGUCAUCCGGGUAUUUCCGCGAGUCGAGGCGGGGGCGCAGUGUGUUGUUCAUCAUUCUUCACUGCAGCGCAGCGCGGAAACGCGACGGAGAGCGACCCGAGCCGCAGCGACGCGCGAUAUGGACGGACUGUUUCACCAGUGGGGAGCGUCCCCGGUGGCCCAAGGCCCUCCGUACGUGGAGAUAAUCGAGCAGCCGAAAGCACGAGGGAUGCGUUUCCGCUAUAAAUGCGAGGGUCGAUCCGCUGGCAGCAUCCCAGGAGAGAAGAGCAACGAGUCCACAAAAACACACCCCGCCAUCAAGGUACACAACUACAGCGGGCCGCUGAGAGUGCGCAUCUCUCUGGUGACCAAGAACCAGCCGUACAAGCCACACCCACACGAGCUGGUGGGCAAAGAGUGCAAACACGGGUAUUACGAGGCAGACUUACAGGAGCGGCGGAUACACAGUUUCCAGAAUCUGGGCAUUCAGUGCGUGAAGAAGAAGGAUGUGGGAGAUGCAGUUUCCUGUCGCCUGCAGACACAGAACAACCCCUUCAAUAUCCCGGAGCCCAGGAUCUGGGAGGAGGAGUACGAUCUGAACGCGGUGCGCCUGUGCUUCCAGGUGUCCAUCACGCUGCCCAGUGGAGAGCUGUUCUCUCUGGAGCCCGUCGUGUCUCAGCCCAUCUAUGAUAACCGAGCUCCUAACACAGCCGAGCUCAAGAUCUGCCGCGUCAACAGGAGCUCCGGCAGCUGCCGCGGAGGAGACGAGAUCUUCCUGCUGUGCGACAAAGUGCAGAAGGAGGACAUCGAGGUGCGUUUCUUCCAGGACUCGUGGGAGAGCAAGGGCUCGUUCUCUCAGGCUGAUGUUCACCGGCAGGUGGCUAUCGUGUUGCGCACGCCUCCGUACCGCGACGCUAACCUGACGGAGCCGGUGCGUGUGAAGAUGCAGCUGCGCAGGCCGUCUGACCGCGAGCUGAGCGAGCCGCUGGACUUCCAGUACCUGCCCGCAGACCCGGAUGAGCACCAUCUGAUGGAGAAGCGCAAGAGAACAGAGGGGAUGCUGCAGAACCUCAAACUGAGCAGCAUCAUCACAGGAUCCUCCAUGCCUGCAGACAGACGGCCGUUUAGUACAGCUAAACGAACACUAGGCAUCUCUAAACCCACAGCCGCCAGCAGCCUCCCAGCAGCGGCGUCUGCAGGUGUGUCCUCCUUCUUCACUCCUGGCCCGGGGCAGCUGUUCGCUCAGAGUCCGCUCAGACUGGAUCUGCCGAGCUCCAGCUGCAGCGGCGACCCGUGGAAGCUCCUGCAGAGUGUGACGGUGGACUCCCAGCCCAAGCCUCCGGUCCCUCCGGUCUUCUCCACGGUGAACCUGUCGGACCUGCAGGACUUCCCCCCGAGCAGCUUCAUCCCGGCGGAGCCCCCGAGCGCCCCGCAGGACGCCUUCCCCAGCUGCUCCGACGUGGACAGCAUCAACACCGAGGAGUUCCAGGCGCUGCUGGGCCAGAGCGGCUCCGCCUGGACGUCCUUCCCUCCCAGCCUCCUCCAGAGCGAGAGCGCGACUGUCCUGGACGACCUGGAGGUGCUCAGCUCCAUCGACGACGAGCGCUUCAUGUCCAUCUUCUCCAGCACACACCAGACGGGCUUUCUGUCCGGACACCCCACCUAACACACUGUGUAUUCCUGAGGACUUCCGACUGUAACGUCUCACUCAGUGCCUUAUUGAGCGGCUCAGCCAAUCACUGCGCAGGACCCACAGCCUCGCCGACCAAUGACUGUUGAGAACACCGAGCAGUUAUGACCACUGUACAAUGAGCUUCUUAAAGUAAGAAGAGUUUAUUAACACUUUUAAAGGAGCAUCGCACCAUUUUUAUCAGACCUGUGUUUUGAAGCCAGAAGUGAAAAACUAUUUUUGAUCAUUUAAUUAGUCUUUUAAAGCGUCAUCAGCUGGAGGGAUGAAACAUUGACAAUUUAAUUAUUCUUUU
This is a messenger RNA of Sinocyclocheilus grahami, 1968 nucleotides long. RefSeq names its product v-rel avian reticuloendotheliosis viral oncogene homolog A (gene rela). Gene Ontology annotation, molecular function: DNA-binding transcription factor activity, RNA polymerase II-specific; RNA polymerase II cis-regulatory region sequence-specific DNA binding. The transcript is spliced from 11 exons. Bases 126 to 1652 code for a protein of 508 amino acids. Gene Ontology annotation, cellular component: cytoplasm; nucleus. The record is from RefSeq and is a predicted model, not a curated record. Gene Ontology annotation, biological process: innate immune response; inflammatory response; cellular response to stress. NCBI's taxonomy places the organism in Eukaryota, Metazoa, Chordata, Actinopteri, Cypriniformes, Cyprinidae.